GUGCCACCCGCUGCCACACGCGGUGACUCUCUGGUGUCUCCAGGCAGCGUGUGGCGGGCUCUGGCCAGGAGACUCCAGGACCCCGGCAGCCGCCUCCGUCCUCUGUGCUGGACCCCAGCGCCCCCCAGCGCCGCUCCCGAGCCCUGGCGCGUCUGUGAGAGCAGCGACCAUGGACGAAUCUCUGCCCUGCAGUGCUCCCCUGCGUGUGCUCCACCCUUCCUGCCCCGCCUCUGCCGAAGGGAUAAACCUCCGCACCCUCAUCCACAGGGUCUGUUCCGACUGUCAUGGCCACCAGCCGCAGGCUGCCGGCCCUGAGAUGAGAAAUAUUCCCUCAGAGGGGACGGUGUCAUUUGACGACGUGGCUGUGAACUUCACCUGGGAGGAGUGGCAGUGCCUGAGUGAAGCUCAGAGGACCCUGUACUGCAAUGUGAUGCUGGAGACCUGCAGUCACCUGCUGUCCCUAGGGCGUUGUGUUCCCGAUCCUGAGGAGAGCAUCAGGUCGGAGCAGGGAGUACAGCCGUGGUCUGUGGAUGAUCCCGCAAACCAGGACCUCUCAGAUGUCCAUACUGUGGAUCACCUGACUCAUGACAGCCCUGCAAAUCAGGGCAGACAUGUGUGGCAAGUUCUUACCACCAGCAGCAAAAUACCAUCCAAGGAGAGAACUGACUUAAUGGAAAAAAGCAACUUGGACUCAAUUCAUUGUGUGAACCAUAGUAUCAAAAAUGGAAACAAUUCAGCGAUGAUGCCUGAGAACUUUACUAUACAUAGGACCAUGAUGAUCCCUGGUGAGCCUCAUGAAGAGCAUGCUGGAGAGAACGAGGAGGUCUUUAGUAGAAUGAGGGAACCCAUCAAGUAUCCUGAGCACCUUAGUCACCAGGUGAUUCAGAACUUUCAACAGCCUUUUGAAUUUCGUGAACAAGGAAAAGUCUUGAGUGAAGAAACAGUAUUUUCACCUAGAGGAGCCCUUCCGAAAGAGGCUGCCCGUAAAUGCAAUGAAUGCAGGGACACCCGUGAUGAGGCACCUUUCGAUGUCCGAGGCAGAACCCAAGGAGGACAGACUCCCUGCAGUUGUAAUGAGAAGGGGAGAGCUGCGGAGAUGACUCCAGUGCAUUUGCAUCCUCCUAGGAAUGUUGAACAUGAGCAACAGGAAUGUUAUGAAAGUGGGGCCAGUCUCAGGAACACGUUUCACACCUAUCCACAUGAGAGUACCCAGUUAGGACAGAAUAAUUUUGGAUAUAAGAGAUAUGGUGAAGCAGCCUGUAAAACCUCUGUUCUGACUGAACAUCAGAAAUCACAAGCAGACGAUCAACCUGAUGAGUGUGGGGGCACCUCUGAGAUUUCCUUACAGAGGGGAUACCAGAGAAAUCUCACUGCAGUGAAGUUGUUUGGCUCUAACGAUUAUGUGAAAACUUUCUCAUGGAAGACUGCCCGCACUGUACAUCCACAAUCUCAAACGGGAGUGAAGCACUACCCGUGUCAGGUGUGUAAGAAAACUUUCAGGCACAAAUCUGCUUUUAGUGUCCAUCAGAGAACUCAUACAAGGGAGAAACCCUAUGAAUGUCAGGCGUGCAGGAAAGUGUUCUCCUGUAAAUCAGUUCUUGUUCUACAUGAGAGGACUCACACUGGAGAGAAAUGCUAUGAAUGUGAAGGGUGUGGGAAAGCUUUUUCCAGUAAGUCUUAUCUCAGAAAGCAUCAGAGAAUUCACACUGGAGAGAAAUGCUAUGAAUGUGGAGGGUGUGGGAAAGCUUUUAUCAGUCAGUCUUAUCUCAGAAAGCAUCAGAGAAUUCACACUGGAGAGAAGCCUUAUGAAUGUCAAGAGUGUGGGAAGACUUUCCACUGGAGAUCAUCCCUCAGUUACCACCAGAAAAGUCACACUGGAGAGAAACCCUAUGAAUGUGAAGGGUGUGGGAAAGCUUUUAUCAGUCAGUCUUAUCUCAGUAAGCAUCAGAGAAUUCACACUGAUGAGAAGCCUUAUGAAUGUCAAGAGUGUAGGAAGACUUUCCACUGGAAAACAUCCCUCAGUCACCAUCAGAGAAGUCACACUGGAGAGAAGCCUUAUGAAUGUCAAGGGUGCAGGAAGACUUUCCACCGGAAAUCAUCCCUCAUUGAACAUCAGAGCGGUCACACCAGUUUGAAACGCUAUGGUUGUGAAGGGUGUGGGAAAGCUUUUUCUAUUAAGGCACAUCUUAUUAGACAUCAGAGAAUUCACACUGGAGAGAAACCCUAUGAAUGUGAAGGGUGUGGGAAAGCUUUUUCCAGUAAGUCUUACCUCAGUGAGCAUCAGAGAAUUCACACUGGAGAGAAGCCUUAUGAAUGUCAAGAGUGUAGGAAGACUUUCUCCUGGAAAUCAUCCCUCAGUGACCAUCAGAGAAUUCACACUGGAGAGAAGCCUUAUGAGUGUCAAGAGUGUAGGAAGACUUUCCAUUGGAAAUCAUCCCUCCGUCUCCAUCAGAGAAGUCACACUGGAGAGAAGCCUUAGGAGUGUCAAGAGUGUGGGAAAACUUUUUCCAGUAAGCACACUCUCACUAGACAUCAGAGAUGUCACUGGCCAAAAUCCCUAUGAUUGUGAAGAGUGGGAAAACUUUUCAGGAAGUCAGCCCUCACUAGGCAUGACAGAUUCCACACAGGAUGGAAAUGCUAUGAAUGUCAAGAGUGGACAGGCAGGCCUCCCCUGGUGGCGCAGGUGGUUGAGCGCAGUUCUGUGAAGCUGUCCGUGGCCUUUGUGGUGCGAGUUUGAUUCCCUGGCCGGCCAGGAGCAGCCCCAUGGUGCGGCAGACCUCUCCUGUCUCGCCCGCUGAGUGUAUUUCAGCAGAGUAUUUUGUCAGUCUGCCUGUUCUGUUCCCCGCUCUGUCUCUGGUGCAUCCUCUCACCCUCCCACACAUCUGGCCUGUACCCUGGUUCUGGUAUGCUUGAAUAAAUAAAAAUCUUUUAAAAAAUAUUCAAACUUGGGAGCACAAACCACAUCAUUCAGCUGAGAGCAAUGGGAACUGAUGUACAGUUUCACUCCUAAUUGCGUGGAGUUACCUGGUUCACUCUUCUCCCAAGUUCGUGCAGUGAUGAUGUCGCUGUUCCUGUUGCUGUUGCUUCUAGUAUCCUCUUUAGUUCCUGGGCGAUGCCAUUCAUGUCCAUGGUAGCUGUCUCUCUACAGGGCACCCUGCAUGUUGCGUGGGUAAGUGAUCUCCCUGGGUUUUCUAACUUAGCCGUCACGUUCUGUCCAGUACUCUAAGCCUCUGUGGUGCCCCCCGAUGCUGGAAUUGCUCACCUCCAAAAUGUCCUCCUCUAGAAGGAAAAGUUGAACUGUGUGCUGUUGGCUGUAGGUUGAGGUCUGCAGUUUUCUUUACCUACCUUUCAUGAUGAAGCUUUUUGGGGGCCUCCCUGGUAGCCUCAGGGUUAAGUCUCAGAGCUAUUGCCUGCUCUGGCCGUGGUUAACCCCGGCUACGGAGCCGCCCCACAUAUGGCCGCAGCAGGCCUCUCCUGUGUCACCCGCUGCUCCCGUUAGCCAGGUAUUUCAGUGGUUCUGCCUGUUUGUCUCCACACUCAGUAUCUGGUGAAUCAUCUCACCCCCGAACCUCUGGCCUACACCCCAGUUCUACAAAAUAAGGGAAUUUUUUGGAAGAUUAAUUCUGCAUACAAGAGCUGGGGUGCAACCCAGAGGUAUGAGGGGGUGAGAGGAUUCUCCGCAGAGAGAGUGGGGAGCACAACUGGCGGAUCUACUGAAAUCCACUGCUGAGGGGGCCAGUGGGGAGAGAGGAGAGGUCUACUGUGCCAUGUGGGUCACCUCCCUGUCCAGGGAUCGAACUCAUGUCUGCAGUACUAAGAACAGCUUCAUAGUGCUGAGACUUCACCCCUGCGCCACCAGAGGCCCCUGAAUUUUUUUUAAAGGAAAGGAUUCUUGCUUUUUAAAAAAAUUUUUAUUAAAUUGUUGUUCAUCUUUGUGCAAUAUUGGAUUGCUCCCCUUCUGUAUAAUUCUUGCAAAUCUCCUGUCCCCACCACCCCUGUGACCCGUCACCCCAGGCCCUGGUGCUCCUCCUCCCAUCUUGGCACCUCUUUUGCCCCGUCCCCUGCUGGUGUCUCGGCUCUGUCAUCUGCCUGUUAGGUGGGAACCUGGGGGCUUGGCUGGCAUCUUCCCGGGCCAGGAGGACCCUGGGGGUCGGGGCUCAUUCCUGAGCGUGACCCUCCGUGACCCGCCUCCUUGGACGGGUCUCCUAGCGCGUCGUGCUGAGUGGGUGCACCUGGGGUGGGUGCACCGGGCCUGUCCUGCUCCCCACCCGCGUGUUCAUCUCAGGGACGCUCCUCAGGGUUUGGGGACCGCGGGGUGACAUAGUCCAGGGCCAUCGCCCCUUCCCUGCUCCGGCCUGGCUGGUAGGAGAUCACCCCGCCCCCAACCGGGUCUGAAUGGCGGCCCUGAAGGAAGGAGAGCCGGUCACUCCACCCCACUGUGUGCCCUGGGGGCAGGUGAUGAGGAUCUAACCCGGGGCACCCAGCCGCUACCCUCCAGAGAGGAUGUUCAGGAAGGAGGCCACAGGGCCUCCCUGGGGAGCAAGGGUCAGACGCAGCCCUGUGAGGCUGUCUGCGGCCUCUGCUGCGUGAGUUCGGCCUCUGCUGCGUGAGUUCGGUCCUGGCCAGGGAGCUGCCCACAGGGCACGGCAGACCCCUCCUGUCUCCCCGCUGCUCCCCUCAGAGUUUAUUUCAGUCAAUCUGCCUGUUCUGUUCCCCACUCUGUCUCUGGUGAAUCCUCUCAUCCCCCACACCUCUGGCCUGUAUCUCAGUUCUUGUAUGUAUAAAUUAAAAAUGAGGAGAUAAACCCUCCACAUGAUUAGGUCACCAUGGGCAGGAGGAAGUCCUUCCCUGCGCAAGCUUCUUCUCUAGUAAAUUCAAACUUUUUUUGGAAGAAAGUGGAUCAGGCGGCUUCAUGGGUGCAAAUCGUCACUUUAUAUUUUUUUUUUCAAAGAUUAUUGUUUAUACAAGCACUGGGGACAGUCAGAAGCGCGGGAGGGUGAGAGAAUUCACCAGAGCCAGAGCAGGGAGCAGAGC
Molecule: messenger RNA, 5034 nt
Organism: Talpa occidentalis (Iberian mole)
Lineage: Eukaryota; Metazoa; Chordata; Mammalia; Eulipotyphla; Talpidae
Product: zinc finger protein 345-like
Exons: 6
Biological process (GO): regulation of DNA-templated transcription
Source: RefSeq, a predicted model, not a curated record